This is a messenger RNA of Zophobas morio, 1042 nucleotides long. Its product is annotated as CDGSH iron-sulfur domain-containing protein 3, mitochondrial. Gene Ontology annotation, molecular function: 2 iron, 2 sulfur cluster binding. NCBI's taxonomy places the organism in Eukaryota, Metazoa, Arthropoda, Insecta, Coleoptera, Tenebrionidae. Gene Ontology annotation, cellular component: mitochondrion. The transcript has 6 exons. The record is from RefSeq and is a predicted model, not a curated record. Bases 222 to 638 code for a protein of 138 amino acids.
ACGUCUUAUACACGUCACGUGGUCGCCGGGGAACGAGGUUGCGAAAAUGACGGGCGGUUGCGUAUUGUAGAGUUACCGUUGGUCGUACUUUAGCCAGUGUCAACUAGACUAUGGAAAAAUAAUAAAUGACAAUUGACAACUUUAUUUGACGGUUGACGUUUCUGGAGGUAAUAAGUUAUUAUUAUAAAUUAAUUUGUGUAAACAAACACCGAAAAACAAACAUGUUACUUACGUUUACAAAAAUUAACAAAGCUGGAUUUAAGCCAAUGAGGAAUUGUCAAAUUCUGUUUAGCUCAACAUCGAAUAAAAUUCCGACAAAUGUAAUAAAAGAAGUUACGUCUGCUCAUAGACAGACGGAAAAUGGGGUUGUUUAUGAUAAGAAACCUUUUCGGGUACCACUUGAAGCAGGUAAACGAUACUCGUGGUGUUUGUGCGGGCAUAGUCACAAUCAACCAUUUUGUGAUGGCACUCACAAAAAUCAACAGUUGAAAAUAAAGCUGAAACCUAUAGCCUUCAUGGUUGACGAAAGCAAAGACUACUGGCUGUGUAAUUGUAAACAAACUAACAACAGACCGUUCUGUGAUGGUACACACAAGUUGCCCGUAGUGCAAGAUGCCACCUCGAUUGUCAAACAAUAAGUGUGUUCUAUAGUGUAAAUAAAAGGCAGUAUCUUAUUACUGCGAAUUUGGAACAUGUGAAACAGAACAAUACUGUUGUGGGGACAACAAAUGUUGCGAUAAACUUCUGGAUUUGUGGUACUUCUGGCUUGGUUUAGGAAUAGUUAUUGUCGUUGUAGCUGUGAUAAUCUUCCUGAAGUAUUUCCUCAGAAAACGGAAACCCCAAAAUUAUAGGUAUAAAUUACUAGAACAAUCAUAAAAUUUAACAAAACUUAUUUAUUUAUUAAAUUAAUAUAGUACAUUUAAAGAAAGUUAUAGAAAAAAAGCGUUUCUAAACCUGGCUCCACUAUAGACCAAUGCCCGUUACCAUAACAAGCUAAAAACAUGUUUCAAGUAUUUUAAUGCAAUAAAUUAUAACAAACUUA